Prinia subflava (tawny-flanked prinia) is the source of this 1795-nucleotide messenger RNA. Its product is annotated as la-related protein 6-like. Gene Ontology annotation, cellular component: nucleus. The transcript has 4 exons. The record is from RefSeq and is a predicted model, not a curated record. Bases 137 to 1405 code for a protein of 422 amino acids. Gene Ontology annotation, biological process: RNA processing. Gene Ontology annotation, molecular function: mRNA binding. NCBI's taxonomy places the organism in Eukaryota, Metazoa, Chordata, Aves, Passeriformes, Cisticolidae.
UUUUUUGCCUUUGUGUUGUGGGAGCCUUACUUUGGAGCUGAGGUGAUUUGGGAGCUGCUGCCCCGGGGUAUCUGGGAUGUAUUGCUAGAACUUAAAACUUCCCCCCCUUCCAGUGCUACCAAGCAGGUGAAGGACAAUGUCUUCACGUGGCUCUGCAGUGGCCUUGGGGCUCGACCCCCAGCCCAGCUGCAGCGCUCCAGUGCCUGCACCAAGGAAUUCCCUCCUGGCACAGCCUCUCCCUCCCCCGUGGAGCUGCUCCCUUGCCCUGCUCGGCCAGGAGGACAUCGUGGAGAGCCACAGCGGGAACUCGUGCGAGCUGGGGGUGGUUCUGCUGGACUGCAGCUGCCCAGCCCCCGACCCGCAGCUGGUGCGCAGGAUCGUGGCCCAGGUGGAGUUCUACCUGUCCGACGAGAACCUGGCCAAGGACGCCUUCCUCCUCAAACACGUGCAGAAGAACAAGAUGGGCUUUGUCAGCAUCAAGCUGCUGACGUCCUUCAAGAAGGUGAAAUACCUGACCCGGGACUGGCGCCUCACCCUCUACGCCCUCAAGUUCUCGGCGCUGCUGGAGGUGAACAAGGAGGGCACCAAAGUGCGGCGGCGUCUCCCCAUCCCCGAGCACCUGCUGAGCGUCCCCCCCAGCAAACUGCUACUGGCCUGGGAGCUGCAGCCGCGGGAGCAGGACCUGCCGCUGCAGAAGAACUUCCUGGAGACCAUCACCAGGAUGUUCAGCCCCUUCGGAGCCAUCGCCUCCAUCCGCCUGCUGCGGCCGGGCCGCAAGCUGCCCUCGGAUGUGCGCAAAUAUUCCUCGCGGUUCCCCGAGCUGCUGAGCCGCUGCUGUGCCCUGGUGGAGUACGAGAGCCUGGAGAGCGCCCGCAGGGCCUUCGAGAGCCUCGGGCACCGCGACUGGCACGGCGUCAGGGUGGUCCGGCUCUGCGGGAAGGGCGGCAAGAAGAAAGGCGGGGAGGAGCGGGCGGGCUGGAAGGUGCCGCCGGCCGCCCUGACCUUCCCCCGCAGCCUCGAGGGUUCCCUGCGCGGCCGCUCCCCGGAGCCCGGUGAUGCCUCCUCAGGGUCGCUGUCCCACCUCCUGAACCAGGACCCGGUGGCACCGACCUGGCCCAGCAGCGACUUCGCGCCUGCAAAUUCCAGCGCCUUUCCUGGCUCGCUCCUCACCAGCGAAGGCUUUCCCCCGCUCGGGGUGGGCACCGAAAGCCGGGGCAGCACGGCAGGGUCCUGGUCCCCGUGGGGCAGCAGCCUGUGCCCCCCGGCCAGCCCCGCUCCCGGCAGGGCCCUGGCAGCGCCGUGGGUGCCCGAGCCCCUCGGGCCCUGGGACGGGCUCCUGAGCCUGCCCCGCAGCCCCGAGGGCAUCAAGGGCUUCGGGAGAGGAGAGCUCGUCCUCCGGCGCUGAACUCCUUCAGAUUCAGGCUUUAUGAUUUUCUUUCUUUUCCCUUCUUCUCUCGAGCAGAAGAAUUUUCUAUGGCCCUGUGAGCUGUGGGCAGUGGCAGUGCAGCUGAUCCAGGGGACAGAAGUUUAGGGGCAAGGACGAUGCUCGAGGCAGAGGCUGAGCAGCAGCAGGAGCUGUGCUGUGCUCGGGCUGGUGGGACUGCGCUUGCUCAGGGCCCAGAGCUGGGUUUGUGGUCCAGGUUUUGGAUGAGAAAUGGACAAUAAAGAGAGAUGAAGUUUCCAGGCACUCUCUGGUUGAUGCUGUGAUUUUUUUUCCCCUUAUCUUUCCAGGCCUUGCUGCUGCCUGAGGUGCAGCCAAACAAGGGAAGGAGGGUCCCUGCCUGCCUGCAGCUGC